This is a messenger RNA of Protopterus annectens (West African lungfish), 1479 nucleotides long. Its product is annotated as vomeronasal type-2 receptor 26-like. The coding region runs from base 1 to 1479 and encodes 492 amino acids. Gene Ontology annotation, molecular function: G protein-coupled receptor activity. Lineage: Eukaryota; Metazoa; Chordata; Ceratodontiformes; Protopteridae. Gene Ontology annotation, biological process: G protein-coupled receptor signaling pathway. Gene Ontology annotation, cellular component: membrane. The record is from RefSeq and is a predicted model, not a curated record. The transcript is spliced from 5 exons.
AUGAAACGCAGAGACUGGGGACAAAACCUAAACACCGGGAAGCGGUUAAAACGUAUUCCUCUAAGGCUAAACGCCAAGAUGUAUUUAAAGCUUCAACAUUAUAUUAAGAACGUUAAAUUCAGAAAUAAAAAUGGCCAGGAACUGUAUUUUGAUGAAAACGGUGAUUCACCAGCAUUAUAUGAAAUUACCAAUCGGCAACUAAUUUCAGAUUCCUUAAGGUAUGUCAAAGUUGGCAUGUAUCAACAACAACAAAGUGGCAAUAGUGUAUUCAACAUAAAUGAAAGUGCGAUCAUGUGGAAUGGAGGAUACCUACAGACUCCCCGAUCUGAUUGUAGCAACAGCUGCCAACCAGGCAACCGCAAAGCUCCAAUUCAAGGAAUGGCUAUCUGCUGUUAUGAUUGUGUGCCUUGUUCUGAUGGGGAAAUUACCAACCAAACUGAUGCCACUGACUGCAUAAAGUGUCCAGAAGACUCUUGGUCAAAUGAAAAAAGGUUACUCUGUAUCCUAAAGCAGGUAGAAUACCUGUCCUUUGAGGAAUCCCUAGGGGCAAUCUUGAGUGCUGUAUCCAUUUUAUUUUCCUUCAUUCCUUCAGUCAUAUUGUGGAUAUUUAUUAAAUAUCGAGACACUCCAGUAGUGAAAGCAAACAACCGUAAUCUUAGCUACUUCCUGCUUGUUGGUCUAAUUCUGUGUUUCCUUUCUUCCUUAAUAUUUGUUGGAAAACCAAACAACACAAGCUGCUUAUUACGACAACCUGCAUUUGGUAUAACAUUUUCUGUUUGCAUCUCUUCUAUUCUAGCAAAAACAAUUAUUGUGUUUAUUGCAUUCAGUGUAAGAAGGCCAGGAGGGUACCAGCAAAAGUGGCUUGGAACCAAGACACCAGGUUUUAUUGGGCUUUGUUCUACCGCUCUACAGGUCAUGAUAUGUACUGUUUGGCUUGCACUUUUUUCACCUUUCCAAGAAAAAAACAUGAAUCUAUACAAGGAUAAAAUAAUAAUUGAAUGCAAUGAAGGGUCAGUCAUGAUGUUUUAUUGUAUGCUGGCAUAUCUUGGGAUUUUGGCAAGCAUAUGCUUCAUUGUUGCUUUCUUGGUACGUAAAUUACCAGACAGAUAUAAUGAGGCAAAAUUUAUCACAUUCAGCAUGUUAAUAUUUGUUAGUGUUUGGCUGACUUUUAUACCAGCAUACCUAAGUACAAAAGGAAAAUAUCUGGUUGCUGUGGAGAUAUUUGCCAUCUUGUCCUCAGGAUUUGGACUUUUGAGUUGUAUUUUCUUGCCAAAGUGUUAUAUUAUCAUAUAUGAAGACAAUAUCCCUAAUACUGCUGUCAAAGAAUUUUACAGCAUUAGUUGUGCAAAGCAUGGAGCAAAUAUUAGGAGUUUAACUCUUGUUCCACUUGUCUUUUGGACAGUAUUUCAGCCAGAACUUGACAUAGCAAAGAUGCACAUCUGCAAGUUCAUUAAGGUGCAUGCAUGUUACACCAGAUAA